ACAGACAAAAGGAAACUCGAAACAGAGUCAGUGCUUGCUCCAUGAAAAUCCUGUCUCUUGGCUCCGAAUGUCUGAUUUUUAUACCAGUGCUGGUAUCUGGAGAAUGAAGAAUGAAGAACGGAGGGAUUCCUGAAUCACUGCUUGGCCUCAAAGGAAGUCUGAGAGGCAGAACCUUCUAGUGGUUCUAGAGGUGUCCAUCACCCAGGCAGUGUCGGCUGUGUCCCCUUUCUGCUGCAGAAUGGGCCUUUCCGAGGAAUGGUGGGAGAGGUGGCCCUGAAGACUGCCUGUAUUGUGACAGCAUCUGGCACGCUCCUUCUCCUCAAGUGGUAGAAUAUGGAUGGGCUCGCCUGACAUCUUUAAAAAUGAAAACCAGGUGCCUCAGAAACAGUUGCUAAUUUUACAAAGACACCAGGAAGGUGGACGGUCAUCAGCUGCACUCAGCAGAAUUAACACAAGAAAUUAAUCAGACAAGAAGACAGACUAGAAUAACAUGAAGCUCUACAGAGUUGUCCUGACCUUGAGUUGCCUUGCUUACGUCAUGGAAGCUCAGCAGAGCCAACUGAUGCAAAGCCUCCGCUGCUCCACAGACUACCAGUCCUACACCUCCUGCACAUGGCAGGAAGAACAGGAGGCCCGGGACAUGGUCAAGAUGAGCCUUUUCCACACGGACAACCUUGGUCGUAGGAACCUCACCAGUAUGAUGUGCAAUUCCCAGAAAGAAGGCUCUCAGAUACAUUGGAAUUGCCGUAUAAACCAGAACAUUUUCAUCGUGCAUUUGGAAAAUACGUUUGUUUUCAAACCAGAAUCAGAGCUGGAAGUCCAACUGAAUGUCAGCCUCUUCGACAAUUUCCAGCCUCCUUCACCCCAGAAACUAGGCAUUCAUGAUACAUCAGGCAAGGUUCUAUUGGCAUGGGAAGCAGGUGAUGGAACAAGUAGAAGCCAUUGGCUUGAUGGGGUCUUGGACUUUCAAGUAACCUACAAAAAGGAUUGGGAAUACUGGAAGAAUUCUUCCUUCCUGUGGGUCUCAAAUGCCACCAGUUGCUUUCUUCCCCAUGAGAAACUUGAUCCUGGCAGCACCUACGUCGCUCGUGUCCGAAGCAAACUGCGGCAAGGCAGCCGUCUUGUUGGCCAGUACAGUGACUGGAGCUCUGAAGUUACUUGGAAAACACCAAAAGAUGGUAAAGUUGAAGCUCAGCCCAAGAACCUCCAGUGUCAUUUUAAUGGCAUUGAUCAACUAAAAUGCAGCUGGGAGACAAGGAAAGAGGUCACCAGCUCUCUCUUGUUUACACUCUUUUACAAGGAAAAUCCAGGAUCAGUGGAGAAGGAAUGUGCCCCAGUCCAUACAGAGAAUGUGUCUGUCACCCCUCAUUACAUAUUGCAAAGCUGUAAGAUCCACAUCACCAACCCCAACAGGCAAAGCCAAUACCAAGUAACCGUACGGCCAAAAGAAGAGAAAAAAGUGAUGGAAGCUAAAAAGCACAUCAAGCUAGACCCACCUUAUAACCUGACUGUGAAAGUGCUGAACAGCCAGGGGUACAGACUGCAGUGGGAAGCCAGGCGCAGAACCGUAAACAUGGGAAUGACAUGGGAAAUCUCAUACUGGAAGACAGGAAAACCUGACAAGCCCCAAUCUAUCAAUAAUAGUGACCAGAGCUUCACUUUCUUCCCCGGGCUUCUGGAACCAAACACGCACUACACAGCAAAAGUGCGCACAAAAGUGACUCCACCUUCCUACAAUGGCCCAUGGAGCCAGUGGAGUCAGGAAACUGAGUGGACAACAGAAAGUGUUUUUCCUCCCUGGGUUAUUCUACUGGCUGCAGCAACCUCCAUCAUUCUGAUGAUGGCAGGUACUUGGUAUGGCCUGAAAUAUCUUUACAGCAAGAAAACAAAAUGGGAAGCAACCAUCCCAAGUCCUCCAAGGACAUUUCUACACGCGGGGUUUUUUCAGGAAGUGCAGUUGCCUGAUGUCUCACAGGACUUCCGUAGCCAGUGCUUUUUAGAGGACGAAGGAACUGACUAUGCCAACCUAUCUGAGAUUCAAAUGCUGGUAGGCCACUUGGAAUGUCUUCAGGUUGGAUCAGGGAAAAUAAUACCACAUCCCAUUGCCUCUCAGGAUAUGGAGAAAACAGAACUUCCUUGUAUAGCCAAAGCUAACCAAUUUUUGACUCGGGCAAAUAUGGGAGAGCAACCUGUUUGUACUCAUCAUGCCCAGAUCUUUGAUUUUGAUGGUCCAUACAUAAGCUGUGGAUCAGAGCCCUCUCUACCUGAGGUUCAGCAGGAUUUGGAUGUUGCCCAUCUGGAUAUGAAGGAGACAGCAGGGUUUCUACAAUAUGUGGAGCUGCCCAAAUGCUUACAAUUCCAGAAACUUCCUGUGGGGCAUGAGAAAGGAGAAACACACUCAUUCUCUUUUGUCAGUGAUCAGGUGCAGGAGGAAAAGAAGCAACUACUGUCUAAAAGGCAACAAAUAUCUCAAAGCCAAGCGGCAAGUGGCAAAUUGGAGAAAGAAGAAAACAAGCCACCAAGUCUUCCCCAUACAAAUAGGUCCUGCCAAACCAGGCCUCUGGACUAUAUUGCUGUUGAAGACCUAUCCAUAAGCAAAGAGAGGGAUUCUUCACUUUCACUCCCUGCAGGGGCCUCGAAGGAAGGGAUGCCACUUAUCCGUACUAAGGCAGCAGAGUUGCCCCGACCCACUGAAGUUUUUUCAAGCUCAGGGUCAUGCCAGGAGAAAUCAGAGCCUGUGGUCCAAGCUACAGGCCAUUCGUUGGCUGCUCCUUCAGGAUCUUCCCAAGAAGCCUUUGAUGACAAUGUUUUGGCCCUUCCUGGUAAAGCAGAAUCUGUGCCAAAGGAAAAAAUUUCUCUUUCUGUAGAGGAGCCAAAGCAGGACAAGGGCUUUCUUAUAUUUAACCCUGAUGGCAAGAAGCCAGUCUUCUUACAUCAGGUGGGUGAUUACUGCUUCCUCCCUGGCUCUAAGGCCAUCAGGGAAGCCUCAAAGAAACCAGGGGAAACUGUGAGAAGCCAAAUGCUGGAAAUCAAUCAAAAGCAAGCUACAGAGCCCCUCUCAGAUCUGCCAAGAUGGGAGAGUGUCAGCACUUCCAUAAAUCCCUCACCUGGCCCAUGAGUUUUCCCAUUUUUUUUUCUUUUACACUAGUGUCACUGGCAUGAAUAGAAACAAACAAACAAACAAACUGCUUGGACUGAUAGACUGCAGAAAUGUGCUUCACUGUGAUGAACUCCUCAUGUGAGGGUACAGAAAUGUUAAAAGCUUUCAGCUUAUGUUAACACAUCACUUUCAUGCCAGCAUCGUCCAUGCUAGACAACUGUAAUUGUACACUUGGAUCAGUUUACAAAGAAUGGUGCCUUAUAGCAUGAUCUUCUUCUACUAUAGUCUUUACCAGUCUGGAGAAGGACCAAUGUUGUCCCUGUCUUCAAAAAGGACAAAAAGGAGGAUCCUGGGAACCUCACACCAGUUGGUGUGGCAUCAUUCCCUGGGAAAAUUCUGGAGCAGAUAAUAAAGAAGUCAGUCUGUAA
Messenger RNA from Varanus komodoensis (Komodo dragon), 3528 nucleotides. RefSeq names its product colony stimulating factor 2 receptor subunit beta (gene CSF2RB). Bases 491 to 3118 code for a protein of 875 amino acids. The record is from RefSeq and is a predicted model, not a curated record. Lineage: Eukaryota; Metazoa; Chordata; Lepidosauria; Squamata; Varanidae. The transcript is spliced from 15 exons. Gene Ontology annotation, biological process: cytokine-mediated signaling pathway. Gene Ontology annotation, cellular component: membrane; external side of plasma membrane. Gene Ontology annotation, molecular function: protein binding; cytokine receptor activity.